AUCUGAUAUACUUACAAAUCAGAUGGAUAGUUAUCUCGUCAGGCUGCUAAACUAUAUUAAAUAGUUCUCUAAAACUUUGCUGUUAGAGUGUUCCUCCCUUCUUCCAACUUUCUUUCGCCUGCUCCUUAAAAAAGAACUACGCACACAUAUGAACAGUUUUCUAGUGUUUCUCCGCCCCUCUUACAUUCUCCUGUGACAUUCGACUCCCAAAAUGCAGACCCCGUCUCAAGCUGUCCACUGUUAUUCCUUAUGACGAAUGAUAGCCGAAAUUACGAAAUAUUUUACUGCCUUAGCAGGGACCGCAACAACUUGCGGUCAGUGUUGGCACUUGCUAAGGGUCCUCGGGAUGCCCCCAAAGAAAUGGCCAUUAGUAAACCUCAUAAUUGCUUCAUUUCAGUGCAACUAUUUCUUGAAAUGAGCUCAACUUUUGGGCAAGUUGUGGCAAAACCCUUUAACGACUGUUCGAGUAUUUGCGUAUUUCCCUCGAAUUCGAUACACAUCCCCGCAACCCCUGUUAAAAGUUUUACAAACCGGAUGUGGGGGAGGUGGAAAAGUGGGCGGUUUGCUGAGAUGUCUGAGGCGUUGAUUCUCUGCGCUUGUCUGUUCGACUUGCUGUUAAUUAAAAGGAAGACAACUCAAGUCGAGUCAAAGCACUGACAGCGUCCUCUCAGUCGUCAAGAACGAGGGGCGGUGGUUGGGGGUGGCAGAGGUCCUUUCAAGGGGAUGGAACGCGGAAUUAGCCACAGUGAAAAGUCAUUGCGUUGAUUACUUUUCAAAAUGACGCGCGCAAAUUUCCCAAAAAACUUUAAUUGUUUUGCAGGCAGGGUUGUCGACUGGUGAGGGAUUGGGGGGUUGCCAGGGGUUGUCUGGAGACGCAUUUAAAUGUGAAUUAAUUGCUGACCGAAAGCGUUGCAUAUAUGAGCAGCAGGAUUUAUGUGUGCGCGAUGAGUUGGCAGCAUAUCCAAGAGGCAGUAGCGAGAGCUAUUACCGGGAGGUUGUACCGGGAGGCUGACCUAAGAGCACAACCGGGGUCCAGUCAUGUUGUAGCCAUUAUGUGCGUCGUGGAAUUUUUAUGACCUUCUCCUCUACUUUUCCACUAGGUCCGCGAACUCGCAAACCGAAGAAGCCAGCGACGACGGGGGCAGCGGGCAGCGGCAGCGGCGACAAGUCCGAUGCGGAUGGUGGCUCCGGUUGCAGCGGUGUGCCGGAGGAUAAACGACCUCGCACCGCAUUUAGUGGCACGCAGCUGGCGCGUCUAAAGCACGAGUUUAAUGAGAAUCGGUAUUUGACGGAGAAGCGACGUCAGCAGCUGAGCGGGGAAUUGGGACUCAACGAGGCACAGAUCAAGAUCUGGUUCCAGAACAAACGGGCCAAGCUGAAAAAGUCGAGCGGCACCAAGAAUCCGUUGGCGCUGCAGCUGAUGGCGCAGGGACUCUACAAUCACUCGACGGUGCCGUUGACGCGCGAGGAGGAGGAACUUCAGGAGCUGCAGGAGGCGGCUGCGGCGUCGGCAGCGACUGCGACUGCGACGUCAUCAUCACCGUCAUAGGGCAAUAUUUAUAAUUAAUAUUAACAUUAAUAUUUAUAGCGUAGCGUGUAAGUUUAGUGCUUAAAGUUGCUAAACAAUUAAGUUGUAAAAUAUUCUAGUCUCCCCCCGCCGGCGCACGCGAUUCCACGCCUCUACCCCCACCCCAUCCCCGCAACCCCCUUUGCCAACAUUCAAACAAGCUGAGCACGAACACGAGCCGAGUUCGAGUUCGAAGCGAACCGAAGCGAAGCGAAGCUGGAACAUGGCGAAUAUGGCGAAAAGGGCUUUUGGGUUUCAAUCGCACUGCGCUGCGUGUUUUUGUAACAUAAAUAAAGCAACAAUAAGAAGAAGAAGAAGAAGAAGACGGAGAAGUAUGUAGAUGUAGAAGCAGAAGAGGAGAAGCAGCUGAGAAGUGGAUGAAAUGUUCAUAAAUAAAAUACAUAAUUUAAUAAACAUUUAAAUUAUACAC
Messenger RNA from Drosophila albomicans, 1997 nucleotides. RefSeq names its product homeobox protein E60-like. Gene Ontology annotation, molecular function: RNA polymerase II cis-regulatory region sequence-specific DNA binding; DNA-binding transcription factor activity, RNA polymerase II-specific. Gene Ontology annotation, biological process: regulation of transcription by RNA polymerase II; neuron differentiation; multicellular organism development. The coding region runs from base 1073 to 1549 and encodes 158 amino acids. The record is from RefSeq and is a predicted model, not a curated record. Lineage: Eukaryota; Metazoa; Arthropoda; Insecta; Diptera; Drosophilidae. The transcript has 2 exons. Gene Ontology annotation, cellular component: nucleus.